GAAAUCUAUUUUCCCCCUAAAUGUUCUAAAGAAAGCAGAGCUCUUGCAUGCUUGCCAAUGACCUGGAAAGCUCAGUGCUCGUCAGAGUAGUUAUUCUUGGCUCCAUCUUUAAAAAACACAGAAACUAUACCAUGAGAGAGAACGGAACGCUGUCCAGGGUCUCACGGAGCGGCCCCGAGGCCCUGGCUUCCUGGACGUGAACGUGCAGGGUUGAGUCACCCCUCAGCCACGACUCUCGGCACAAGGCCCUCUGGCUGCAGUGGGGGCCUGGCCUCACUCAGAGAGGCCUCCGAGCUGCUCUUUCCCUUCUAGCCCUUACGAAAGUGGAAAGUGGCAGAGUCCUAUUUCCAAGGCUGACUUUACGACUGAAGGAAGACGCAAACUUGGCCAGAAUCGUGAGGGCCACAGACUCCUCUGAAGAGUGGAAAGACAUGACUGGACCAUUGUUUGACCAGAUGGUCGGGGAGCCGCUUAAGAAAAGGGGUGUCUGCAGGAGAAUCGCCCAGGGUCAGAGGCAAAGCGAGCGGGGCAGCGGCCUCGGAGGCGAGGGGGAACCCUUGCGCUGGCGGCCAGUGGCUCUGCAGCCUCAGCUGAGCAGCUGCUCUCUCCGAACCUCAGUUAGCUCCGCUGUGAAAUGAGCACUGAUCACUCUGCCCAAACCUGCUGGAUUCAAGGAGAAAAUGGACAGGAAAGGGUUAACGGACCAUUGAUAUUAGAUGCCGGACAAAUAAUUAUCAUAGUAACCAAUAUCCCGCCACCUCCAGUGAGAAUGAAGGCAGAAGAGGGGCUUAACUUCCCCACGUAUGAUGGGAAGGACCGAGUCGUAAGUCUUUCUGAGAAGAACUUCAAGCAGAUUUUGAAGAAAUACGAUGUGCUCUGCCUCUACUACCAUGAGCCGGUGUCUUCAGAUAAAGUCUCGCAAAAACAGUUCCAGCUGAAAGAAAUUGUGCUCGAGCUUGUGGCCCAGAUCCUGGAACAUAAAGACAUAGGCUUUGUGAUGGUGGAUUCCAAGAAAGAAGCCAGGCUUGCCAAGAAACUGGGUUUUAAUGAAGAAGGAAGCCUGUACAUUCUUAAGGGUGAUCGCACAAUUGAGUUUGAUGGCGAGUUUGCAGCUGAUGUUUUAGUGGAGUUUCUUUUGGAUCUCAUUGAAGACCCAGUGGAGAUCAUUAACACCAAACUGGAAGUCCAAGCCUUUGAACGCAUAGAGGACCAGACAAAGCUCAUCGGCUUUUUCAAGAGUGAGGACUCGGAAUAUUACAAGGCUUUUGAAGAGGCAUCUGAACAUUUCCAGCCUUACAUCAAAUUUUUUGCCACCUUUGACAAAGGGGUUGCAAAGAAAUUGUCCUUGAAGAUCAAUGAGGUUGACUUCUAUGAGCCAUUUAUGGAUGAGCCCAUUGCCAUCCCUGACAAACCUUACACAGAGGAGGAGAUCGUGGAGUUUGUGAAGGAACACCAAAGACCCACUCUACGUCGCCUACGCCCAGAAGACAUGUUUGAAACAUGGACCACGGGAGAAGAUGACAUAAAUGGGAUCCACAUUGUGGCGUUUGCAGAGAAGAGUGACCCAGAUGGCUACGAGUUCCUAGAGAUCCUGAAACAGGUUGCCCGGGACAACACCGACAACCCCGACCUGAGCAUCCUGUGGAUCGACCCGGAUGACUUUCCUCUGCUCAUUGCCUACUGGGAGAAGACCUUCAAGAUUGACCUAUUCAGGCCACAGAUUGGGGUGGUGAAUGUGACAGAUGCUGACAGUGUCUGGAUGGAUAUUCCAGAUGACGAUGACCUGCCCACAGCCGAGGAGCUGGAAGACUGGAUUGAGGAUGUGCUUUCUGGAAAGAUAAACACUGAAGAUGAUGACAAUGGAGAUGAAGAUGAUGACGAUGAUGACAAUGAUGAUGAUGACAAUGAUAAUUCUGAUGAAGAGGAUAAUGAUGACAGUGAUGAUGAGGAUGAAUAGCCCCAACUCCAGAUGAUUCUGAUGAAAACAAAAUCACAGCUACCCACUCUCAUACAGAUAAUCGCACAAGGCGGUGGCAAGCAGCCCUGCCCCACGCCCAGCCAGCUCCUUUCCCUUUUCUAUCAGCUCCUUUCCCUCUCCCUUCUCAUCAGAAGCUGUACCAUUCAGCACAUGCCUUUCCACAUCCAGCAAUCCCGCAGCAGGGACAGGAGGGGAAUUAUUCCCAUGUUGACUGUCUUCACUGUCAUGGGACAGCCCUUGCUCUUUGCCAUACCAUCAGGGGUCAUGGCAGUGCUGGAAUCUAGCAGCCUGGGGAGAACAAUCCCCUAACACAAGUUUACUUGUUGCCUUUGGCUAUGACAGUAACAGAAUUGGCAGCUUGCUAACUCACGAGCAUGCAGUAAGCUUAUAACCAGAGCCCAGGAAGACGCAUGAGUAAUCAGUUUAGCCCCCCUACACCUAGAACGUCAGUGGGGAUCCCUCCUCAAGCCAAGAGGAUCCCUCUGAGGGAAGGCUCAGCCUUAGAAACACAUUUAUAAAUCAGCUACUCUAGGCUUUAUUAAAAUUAUUAUUUCAAGUGCAGGUCAGACCAUUAAGAACUCGGAUCCAAGCCUUGGAUGGGUAUUGAAAGGCCUUGACACAUGUGUACAGGUGUCAGCGUCAUUUCUAGUAUAUUGGGCUACUGGGAUGGGAGAUUAAUUUGUUCUCUGAACUUUUCUCUAAGUGGCAGGUCUCACAUAAUUCAUCACUGGCAGUGGGGGUGGGGUGGGAGGUAUGAAACUGGAAGGAUUAAAGAUUUAAAAUUUUUUUUAUGGGUUCAUGUCUCUGAUGGGUUCAUGUCUCUGAUGAGGUCAGCUGGCUGCCUGGCCCGAGCUGGGAUCUGAAUACCCCUUCUCUGUUGCUGCUGGUGAGACUUCCCACUUAGAGCAAAGGUUGCUUUAUACAGCGGUCAAUUAACUCUCCAUUCAUCAGCACUCCCACAGUUGACCAGGGCAACGAUAAUUGGAGUUCAUAAUGAUGCCCCGAAGCACUCAAAAAAAAUAUCCCAAAGUGCCUUCCAAGCUGUCUAAAGUUAUGUUGUGCUUGGUAGUUUUAGCACAUUAAGUGUGCAGUAUAAAGUUCUUAUUUAUUUUCUCAAUCUUUUAACACACGUGUAAGACACUGGGAAAAUUUUUUGAAAAUAGAACAAUCCUUUUGUGGAAUAGUAGUUAACUAACUCUGUCAUUAAACUCAUAUUUUGAAAAUAUUCAAA
Molecule: messenger RNA, 3209 nt
Organism: Microcebus murinus (gray mouse lemur)
Lineage: Eukaryota; Metazoa; Chordata; Mammalia; Primates; Cheirogaleidae
Source: RefSeq, a predicted model, not a curated record